GAUGCUUAAUGUUAAAAAAUAACAUGACUACAUGGUGUGCAAUGCAGGGUUCUUGCUGGACCCUUUGCUACUAUGAUAUUAGGAGAUUUAGCUGAGGUGAUUAAAGUUGAGCGACCAGGCUCAGGAGACAACACAAGAGCUUGGGGCCCUCCAUUUGUGGGUGAAGAGAGCACUUAUUUUCUGAGUGUGAACAGGAACAAAAAGAGCAUUGCUGUUAAUUUUAAAGAUCCAGAGGGCACCAAACUUGUAACUGAGCUUGCCAAAAUCUGUGAUGUUCUGGUGGAGAAUUACUUGCCCGGGAAGCUGAAUGAGAUGGGACUUGGGUUCGAGGAGUUGAGUAAAGUGGCCCCUCAGCUCAUCUAUUGCUCUGUAACAGGAUAUGGACAGACGGGCCCCGAGUCACACAAGCCUGGAUAUGACUCCAUUGCAUCUGCGGUGUCUGGUAUGAUGCACAUCACUGGUCCUGAGGAUGGAGACCCAGUCAGACCAGGUGUUGCAAUGACAGAUCUGGCCACUGGUUUAUACACUCAGGGAGCCGUCAUGGCUGCUUUGCUUCAGCGACAGAAAACAGGACGAGGCCUUCAUAUAGACUGCAGUCUUCUGUCUUCACAGGUUGCUUGUCUAACUCACAUCGCUGCCAAUUACCUCAACGCUGGUAUCGAAGCCAGACGAUGGGGAACUGCCCACGGGAGCAUUGUCCCUUAUCAGGUUCAUACAGGAGACAACUGGAGAGUGGUUGAGACGGUUCGAAGGCACCGGUGUCCCCUGUGGCCCUAUCAACAACAUUCAGCAGGUGUUCGCCAACCCUCAGGUUGCUCACAAUGGCCUUAUUUUGGAAAUGGACCACCCAACAUCAGGAAGGAUAGCAGUGCCAGGCCCUGCUGUGCGCUUCAGUAGUUUUGAGUCCAGCAAUCCAAUGCCACCGCCUGUGAUCGGACAGCACACAGUCCAGGUUCUCAGAGAAAUGCUGGGCUACAGCGAUGAUGUCAUAAACCAACUGCUAGCCGCAAGAAUCGUCACACAGAACAAGGUGCACUGAGAGACGUCUCAUUGACUGAGAAGAACAGCCCUGCAGGAAAAGAAAAAUACUGCCUUCCUUCUCAUCUUAGUGGUGAUUAUGUUGUGAUUAAACUGAUGAAUGUUCAUCAGAAAGGAAACUGGAGGUAAAAAUAAUGACACAAAUGAUCAAUAAUGUGCAGACACUUUAUUCACAUCCAGACUUGAAUGCAUACUGUGUGUUCAGGGUAAUGGAAGCAAGUAAACUAGUCAGGCAAUGCCUGUUCCAUAUUUCACCCCAAAAUCAAAAGGUAAACAAAUUGUGUAAUAUUAUUGUAUAAAUGCAUUUGUUUAAAAUGAAGCCUAUUUUUAGGACCAUUAUGAUUUUCUUUUUACAGUACCAUUCAAUUCUCAGCAGUACCAUAAUAAUAAUAAUAAUAAUAAUAAAAGUAUAGCCUGACCAAUAUGGGUUUUUUGAGGGCCAAUGCCGAAGAUAUGUAGUGUAGGCAGGGUAUUUAACAAUUUAGCAAUGAAGGACGAAAUCAAGUCCCGCCCUCUCAUUUCAGAUGCUGUUUCACUCGGAUAGACGUCACAGUAGAGAAAAAAAGACAAUCACUACUUCACUACUACUUAUUGGUGGCAUAUCGGUGACAGGCUCAUAUCGGCCAAUAAAAAUGCCAAAACAAUAUAUUGGUCAGGCUCUAAAUAAAAGUACUGCACAGCAUAUAUCAUGGUAAUUACUUGUAGUACAGGAAAAAAAUGUCACAAUUCAAAUAUCUUGUUUAAAAUAUAGUUUUAUGAAUAUUGUUCUAUAAUUAGCAAAUAUUUAUUUUAUUUCAUUUUAUUUUAUUAAUUUUGAUUCAAACUUGUAUUUGUUAGAUUCACCCCUGCUGCUAUAAUGACAAAUUAAUUAAUAAUUAAUGAAAUAAUUAAUUCACAGUCAUUUCAUAUGAUUUGAACUGGCACCUGUUUUGUAGAAUGGCCCAAGUUGUACAUGUCAUAAUAAAUAUGACUGACAUGUUUACUUAUGUUUGUAAAUA
This is a messenger RNA of Cyprinus carpio (common carp), 2036 nucleotides long. RefSeq names its product succinate--hydroxymethylglutarate CoA-transferase-like. The coding region runs from base 73 to 897 and encodes 274 amino acids. Gene Ontology annotation, molecular function: catalytic activity. NCBI's taxonomy places the organism in Eukaryota, Metazoa, Chordata, Actinopteri, Cypriniformes, Cyprinidae. The transcript is spliced from 10 exons. The record is from RefSeq and is a predicted model, not a curated record.